Molecule: messenger RNA, 854 nt
Organism: Camelina sativa (false flax)
Lineage: Eukaryota; Viridiplantae; Streptophyta; Magnoliopsida; Brassicales; Brassicaceae
Product: UDP-arabinopyranose mutase 1
Biological process (GO): UDP-L-arabinose metabolic process; plant-type cell wall organization or biogenesis
Cellular component (GO): Golgi apparatus; cytosol; plant-type cell wall
Molecular function (GO): UDP-arabinopyranose mutase activity
Source: RefSeq, a predicted model, not a curated record
CUCAAAUCUGAGAACCUUCUUCUUCUUCUUCUUCUUCUUCUUCUUCUUCUUCUUCUUCUUCUUCUUCUUCUUCUUCUUCUUCUGCUCUCUCUGAAUCAUCAAAUCAUGGUUGAGCCGGCGAAUACCGUUGGGAUUCCGGUUAAUCACAUGCCACAGUUGAAGGAUGAGCUCGACAUCGUCAUCCCUACCAUCCGUAACCUCGAUUUCCUCGAGAUGUGGAGACCUUUCCUCCAGCCUUACCAUCUGAUCAUCGUCCAAGAUGGAGAUCCAUCGAAGACCAUUGCUGUACCUGAAGGGUUCGACUACGAGCUCUACAACAGGAACGACAUCAACCGUAUCCUUGGUCCUAAAGCUUCCUGCAUUUCCUUCAAGGACUCUGCUUGUCGUUGCUUCGGCUACAUGGUCUCCAAGAAGAAGUACAUCUUCACCAUUGACGACGAUUGCUUCGUUGCCAAGGAUCCAUCUGGAAAAGCUGUGAACGCUCUUGAGCAACACAUCAAGAACCUUCUCUGCCCAUCAUCUCCAUUUUUCUUCAACACCUUGUACGACCCAUACCGUGAAGGUGCUGACUUCGUUCGUGGAUACCCUUUCAGUCUACGUGAGGGUGUUUCCACUGCUGUUUCCCAUGGUCUGUGGCUCAACAUCCCUGAUUACGAUGCCCCGACCCAACUUGUGAAGCCUAAGGAAAGGAACACAAGGUAUGUGGAUGCUGUUAUGACCAUCCCAAAGGGAACACUUUUCCCUAUGUGUGGCAUGAACUUGGCCUUCGACCGUGAGCUCAUUGGCCCGGCUAUGUACUUUGGUCUCAUGGGUGAUGGUCAGCCUAUUGGUCGCUACGACGAUAUGUGGGCUGG